AUGACUCGGCGUAUUGGUUUUCGCCGUUUUGAUGCAUUUUCAAAAACAAUAGAAGAUGCACAGAUCAAAACUACGAAUGGAGGACUUAUUACAAUUAUAUCUAUUAUUAUAAUUUUUAUUUUAGUAUCUUUUGAAUGGCAUGAUUAUCGACGAGUUGUUGUAUUACCAGAGCUUACAAUAGAUCGUACUAGGAGUGAAAAAUUGCAAAUUAAUUUAAAUUUAACUUUUCCAAAAAUACCAUGUUCUAUACUUUCUCUUGACAUUAUGGAUGUUUCUGGAGAACUUCAAACAGAUGUUUCGCAUAAUGUAGUUAAAAAUAGACUUGAUAAAAAUGGCAUUUUUAUUAAUUCAACAUCUAUUAAUACACUUAACUUUCAACAACCAAUUAAAGUAUUACCUUCUGAUUAUUGUGGAUCUUGUUAUGGAGCAAAAGAAGGAUGUUGUAAUACGUGUGAAGAUGUGAUAAAUGCAUAUAUUGCUAAUAAUUGGCCUAUACCAAAUAAGAGAACUUUUGAACAGUGUAAAGACUCAAACAAUAUGGAUGGUCCUGAUGAGGGCUGUAAUUUUGUUGGAAGAAUAGAAGUUAACAAAGUUAUUGGUAAUUUUCAUUUUGCACCUGGCCAUUCAUCACAAACAAUUACGGGAGGCCACGUUCAUGAUAUUUAUGAUUAUCUUACUGAUUCGUUGCCUCAUGAUUUUUCUCAUAUGAUUAAUAAACUUAGCUUUGGCCCCGAAAUUGAAGGGAGUUUACAAAAUCCUUUAGAUAACGUAAAAAAAGAUACAGAUGACCCUACUUUAAAAUAUUCUUAUUUUAUUAAAUGUGUUGCAUAUCGCUUCGAAUAUUUGUCAAAACCCUCUUUAGAUACUAAUAAAUAUUCAGUAACUGUACAUGAACGAUCAAUAUCAGGUGAUAGUGAUCCUGAGCAUCCUACUCAUAUUGGACCAAGAGGAGGAAUACCUGGAGUAUUUUUUUCUUAUGAUAUUAGUCCUAUAAAAGUUAUUGAAAGAGAAACUCGGGGAAGUCUUAGCACUUUCUUGACGAGUACUGUUAUUAUUAUUAGUGGUGUUCUUACAAUUGCAGGGAUUCUUGACCGUAUUCUAUAUGAAACAGAACGUAGAAUGGAAAAGAAAUUAUUAGAAGGAAAAUUUUUAUAA
This is a messenger RNA of Pneumocystis jirovecii RU7, 1155 nucleotides long. RefSeq lists its product as uncharacterized. The record is from RefSeq and is a predicted model, not a curated record. The transcript has 6 exons. NCBI's taxonomy places the organism in Eukaryota, Fungi, Ascomycota, Pneumocystomycetes, Pneumocystales, Pneumocystaceae. The coding region runs from base 1 to 1155 and encodes 384 amino acids. Gene Ontology annotation, cellular component: endoplasmic reticulum membrane; COPII-coated ER to Golgi transport vesicle; Golgi membrane. Gene Ontology annotation, biological process: endoplasmic reticulum to Golgi vesicle-mediated transport; retrograde vesicle-mediated transport, Golgi to endoplasmic reticulum.